Schistocerca americana (American grasshopper) is the source of this 2103-nucleotide messenger RNA. RefSeq lists its product as uncharacterized. Bases 128 to 805 code for a protein of 225 amino acids. The record is from RefSeq and is a predicted model, not a curated record. Lineage: Eukaryota; Metazoa; Arthropoda; Insecta; Orthoptera; Acrididae. The transcript has 3 exons.
CGCUGGUGCCUGUCAUCUGGAUGGGAAAGUGUGUCAAGAGAGCAGACGCGAGUGGAUUCUUAGCACCUGUAUUAGCAGGGCUGACUGCGUCCGUCCUACGAAGCCGCCGUAGUUUAUCUACGUAAAGAUGUUCGAGCCUCGGGCAACGUGCGAGUGCUCGGAGGCGCAAAUGGAGCUGAUACAGGCGCUGGAGCGGCGGGACCUGUCCGCUUUCCGCGAACUACUGGCGCGGCCCGACGUCGACCCCGACCACUGGUACGGCCGGCCCUACAAGGGCACCUGCCUCAUGAUCGCCUGCUCCGAGCCGGGCGCGGAGCCCUUCGUCGUCGAGCUCAUCAAGGCUGGCGCCAGCCGCCACUGCUACCCCCGCCACAGCACCGCGUCGGCGCCGCGGCCGUCAACCUUGUCCCUGCAUUCGCAUAAUGGAAACUACAGCCAUACAGAGAGAGGUUUUGUCUCUCCUGACAGCCCACACAGAGCAUUUCCAUAUGACACGGAACACGUAUUUCACCAAAGACUACGUAACCUUUCAUCAGAGAUUGACAAUGUAAGAUAUCAAAAUGAGAAAAUUCUUCAGGAGCAAGAAAAUCUGGGAAGCAGGCAAAACUUAUUGAGAGAGAGUGUGGAAAAAGCUAUCACCAACACAAAAGAAGAACUUCAAAAAAAUGAAACUCAUUUUGAUGUGUUUCAACAGAAACUAAAUGAAUUUGCAGAUCUUUUGAGUAAACUUGAAGAGACUGAGCACCAAAAUAACAUGUUGCUAAAUCAAAUACUUGAAACUCUAAAGAAGAACAUACCUGAAUGAUGUCAUCAAAGAUUCUCCAUAAGCAUGUACAAAAUUUAAAUAUAUAUUCAGUUCAACUGGAAAUGUAAUAUCAAAAGCUUUCAGCAGCAGGAUAAGGAUUACACAGCAGCAACAGAUUGUACUCCAGUGAGGAUUGCUUUGAACCACUUAGAGCAAAGCUUUUCUCACAAAUGAAUUUGGAGUAACCUGGUAACUUUCUUUCAAUAUGAGUGAGAUUUAGAGAACAAGUGUCAAAUAUGCAGCACCAAAAUGAUAUCUUAUAUUGACCAACAUGAGAAUAUGUGCAAAACAAUGCCUAGGUUUACAAGUGUACUUACCUGCCAUCUUAAUAAGUGAACAUCUGAAUUCAGUUACAUGUAGAAAGCAAAUGUAACAUACAACAAAAUGUUUUAUAACUCUUCAGAAUAUUUUCAGAAAAGAAUCCACACGUUCAGCACAGCAACUAGUCACAAAAAUUUGCAAGUUGCAUAACAGCAAAAUUUCUGCCUAAAAUAUUUUUUCCCUAAUUUUGUUCCAUAAACUUGUGAGUAAGCAUAUUCAAACCUAUCACAAUGCUUAUUUUGGCCACAUUAUUUAUACAUUACAACAACAGAAAAUGAUGGAAUAUCUCUCGUUCAUUGAAUCCUUUAAAUUAGCCACCAUCUCAAUGCAAAACAUGCACAUACAGACAAACAAACUGUAUACAAUGAAAUUUACUGACAUAUUAAAAUUGCCCAUUAGGCCAGAACCUGAACCUAGAACUUUAAUGGACAAUUUCUUACUAAAAGAGUCAUUCAUACAUAUCUCAGAGCUUCAAUUUGCCACUGCCUCUCUUCAGCAAAUUAUGUAGGGGAGCUUUUGGUGAGUAUUAAUGAAGGACAGAGGUACUGGCAAACUGAGACUGAGAAAUGUAUGAAGAGGUGCACUUUGAUUACACAUUCAUUAUGUAAGGCAUUAUUUUGGGUUUGAGUCCCAGUUGAGAACACAGUUUUCAGUCAGUGAGAUUCAUGAACACGUACACUGAACUUCAUAGUAACUGAUUCAUUAUGGGUGAACACAAUAUGUACUGCACACAAUUAGUAAAUCAAAUCUGUAUCACUAUUUCAUAGACCUGUUUGUUUUUUAGCAAACGUGGUCCUGAAGAUAUUACAAAAAUUUAAUAUGUAAUAAUAUGGCCUCUUUAUGUGAGGUGAUUAUAUCACUGAAUUGACUAUGUUAAAAGUGAUGCUGGGCCAUGUUAUCAAAGAAACUAAAAUGAUUUCAUUUUGUUAAGGACGCAAACUAAGACAUGCUUCAAUGUGUCUACACCAAAAAUAGAU